AUGAAGGCAGUUAAAGGUGUGGGUAAAAAGGUAGUUAUUCAAUUAGCUCUUCCUUUGCCAAGGUUAGAAGUUGGACAGGCUCUUUUAAAGACAAUAGCAGUGAGUGGCAAUCCAGUUGAUUGGAAAAACGCUGAGUUUCAGUGGAGUGCAGAUCACGCAAUACUGGACAAUGGUGUUGUUGGCGAAAUUACCAAAUUGGGUCCAAAUAUGAACAGUUCAGAUUUUCAUAGCGGAGAUGUUAUAUCUUCUUACGUGCAGGGUGGCUCUCUUCGAAGCCCAGAAAAUGGUGCUUUCGAAGAAUACGUUGCUGUCGAUACGAAACUGUCAAUGCACCUUCCAAGAAAGGUAAAAUUAAGUGACUCUCCUAUAUUUCUAGAGGGUCCAAUUACUACUUAUGGAGGGGCUGCUAGUAUUGGUACUUCAUGGUACACUGCAGGCGCGUUACUAUUCCACCAUUUUAAUCUAAAGUAUACGACACCUAGGGAGCCACAAAAUUCUUUCCCAAUCUUGAUUUGGGGGGGGGGAACCACUGCUGUUGGUCAGGUAUUGAUUCAGUUAAUACAUGCAUUCAACGGCUAUAGCAAAAUUGUUGUUACUGUCUCAAAGAAAAAUGAGCCAUUGUUGAAAAAAUAUAGUGCAGAUGAUAUCUUUGACCAUCACGAUCCUGGUGUUCUUGCCAAGAUCAAAGCCAAGUACACUAAUUUCAAACAUCUGAUAGAUUGUGUCUCUAGUAAAGAGACUGUAAAUCAAGUUUACGAAUGCUCUUCAGACGACGAAAAAGCAACUCUUCUCAAUCUACUAAUGCUAUCUCAAGAUGAUAUCAGAUCUGGAAUCAGAAAAUCCAAUGUCACAGUGGACUACACUAUCCUUCACUCUGCAUUUGGUGUAGUUGUCGAAGUUAGUGACUUGAUAAUUCCAGCUGAUCAGAGUUAUAGAAAAUCACUCAUUGAAUUCGUUAAAGUUAGUAAUAGACUUUUUCUGGAUGGAACACUUCAUCAUAUACCAAUAAAGGUCUACAAGAACGGUCUAGAAGGCAUGAUUGAAAUCAUGGAUGACUUAAAAUAUGAAAGAAAUUCAGCCGAAAAGUUGGUCGCGGUAAUGCCUCAUUAG
Molecule: messenger RNA, 1110 nt
Organism: Kazachstania africana CBS 2517
Lineage: Eukaryota; Fungi; Ascomycota; Saccharomycetes; Saccharomycetales; Saccharomycetaceae
Product: zinc-binding alcohol dehydrogenase family protein
Exons: 1
Coding region: 1-1110 (369 amino acids)
Molecular function (GO): oxidoreductase activity, acting on NAD(P)H
Source: RefSeq, a predicted model, not a curated record